CCUUUCUGUAAUAAAACCAGUACUGAAACAGUUAAAGUCAUCUUGAGUUGAGACUCUUCACCCCGGGGUAGCUGAGCCCCUUUCCCAGGAAUGCAGGGUGGAGCAGAAAUCCACUUUGCCCGUUUUUCACACCCAGUUCCAGCUCUUAUCAGGAGCUCAUGUGUUCAGCGAGUCCCUCUCUCCAUUGGAGGAGUUGGAGACAGGAGGAGGAUUUGAAAGAGUGAAUCAGAAUGCAGAGCAUCAGUAGAACCAGAACUCCUGGGGAGGCAUCACUCAGCAACUCCUGCAGCUGCUCCUGGACAGGGAUCCACAUAUCCAUCGUGGUAGGAGCAAAGGGACUGGCUGGAAAACCGAGGUGGUGACUGAUCUGCCAUCCUCCUGAGCCUCCUUAGAGAAGUUUGAGGUCUGUGCUAUCAACAGCUUAUCACUGCCACGAUGACAUCUUCAAACUCUGCCCAGCAUCCAGCAGCUGAGAAUGCCUCCAGAAUGACACUGGGACAAGUGAACCAGGUUCGACCCAAACUGCCACUUCUGAAGAUCCUGCAGGCUGCAGGUGCCCAAGGUGAAACCUUCACACUGAAGGAGGUCAUGCACUACCUUGGGCAGUAUAUAAUGGUGAGGCAGCUAUAUGACAAAAGAGAGCAACACAUGGUCUAUUGUGGAGGAGAUGAGCUAGGAGAACUGCUGGGACUGGAGAGCUUCUCUGUCAAAGAUCCAAGCCCCGUCUAUGACAUGUUGAAAAGGAACCUGACUUCUGCUGCAAUGGCAGAUGCUGCACAGAAUCUCGCACAGGAACAGAGCGUCGAUAAGCCAAGCCGAGACCAGCUGAAGGUUAGCCAGCAAGAAGGUUCUGACACUGGCAUCAUAGAGGGUGAAAGCAAUGCACCUGCUUUGUCUACCUCAGAGCAAAAAUGUGAGAAUUAUGAAGACAAAGACUUAAUAGAAAACCUCUCUAAAAGCAAGAAGCCUAAGCUGGACCUCGUGUUUGAGGAAUGGGAUGUGGCUGGUCUUCCAUGGUGGUUUUUAGGCAAUCUCAGAAGCAAUUACAAGUCCAGAAGUAAUGGAUCAACAGAUAUUCAGACUAACCAGGACAUCGACACUGCUGUUGUUUCAGAUACUACUGAUGAUCUCUGGUUCCUCAACGAGUGCCCAGCAGAUCAGAGUGAAGCUGCAGGCAAAGUGGAAACAGUUGACUGUGAAGAGGUGAAAGAAGGUGACAAAAAGGUGACAGAGGACACGUGUUUGCAUGACUGGGAGGAUUCUCAGUGCUUAAGUGAUGGCACAGACACAGAAGCUACUUCUGAGGGCUGCUGGCAAUGCACCAAAUGCAAGAAAUACAAUUCUCCAGGCAAAAGGUACUGCUACCGCUGCUGGGCCUUACGGAAGGAUUGGUACUCAGAUUGCCCCAAACUGCCUCAUUCUCUGUCUCUGUCCAACAUUGAUGCUAUGCAAAAAAAAAAUGAUGAUGAAGGGAUAGAUGUCCCAGACUGCCGAAGGACUAUUUCUGCUCCAGUUUGUCAGCCCAAAGACCUCUUCAUGGUAGAAAACAAAUCGUGUGUAGAUCCCUGCAGCUCCAUUGAAUCUUUGGAUCUGGCCCGAGAAAGCAAAGAGGCUCUGCUGCAUUUCCCUGAGCAUAAAAAAGAGGAAGAAAUACAGUCCUUAGAGAGUAUAAAGAAAUUACUGAGUCCUUGCUUCUUAUGCCAUCACAGACCACGGGAUGGGAAUAUUGUCCAUGGAAGGACUGCUCACCUUGUGGCCUGUUUCAGGUGUGCCAAGAUGCUGAAGAAAAAGAGAUCUCCUUGCCCAGUGUGCAGGAAAGAGAUUGAGAUGGUGAUCAGGAUCUUUAUGGGGUAGUUGUGCCAGUUCAGGCCUUCUCCACCAGAAGAUAGCACACAGGUUUUCUUGCACUCAACACAAACCCUUCAGAGCUUGGCCACUGAAUACCAAAGAGAAUUAAGAUUCAAACCUGACUAAGAAAAAUGAAGAAUUCUCUGCAUUAAAUGAAGCAACAUCCACUUUUUAAUGUCCUUUUAAAUUAAAGCUCAUAGGAAGCAAGGGGUGACCAACACAUUGGUAACAAUGCCCUGGGGCUUUUAAAUUGUCUAAAUCUUCUGAUUUCAGCUCAGUGCUAUCAUUAGAACCUUCUGUCCUGACAACUGGUCCUUGCAGAAAACAAGUUUUGGAAAGAGUUAUAACUUUGGCUGUUGGAAUGUUGUUCUCCAGUAAGUCAGACCCUGUGCAAUGUCUUCUAAGGGGAGGAUCUGAAUCUGAGAUAGAUAAAUAUAUAUAUAUAUAUAGAGAGAGAGAUCUAUAUGGAGGUAUGGGGAAAAGGGUGGGAGGGAAGGGCAGACCAAGGGGUUUCAAAUUUAGCUAACCCAUUUCUCCAAGGAUCAGUUCUUCUGAGGGCAGUAAGAAGUAAAUAACCUGAUUUCUGAAUUUAUUUUUUUUAUGUAGGUUUGUUAGCUAAGGUGAAGGUCCUCUUGCUCUCAGACUUGAAAUAAGUUCUCCCAACUUUUAAGCCAUAGCCAUCUCAGGUCACAGACUGUAGAAGAAUAGAGUGUUAUACUUUGCUUUUUUAAUGGCUCUUCUAAUUUCUAUUGACACUUCUUUUCAUUUAAAUACACCUGUAUGUCAUCUUGCAUAGCUUUGAAGCCUGACCAUAGUUAGCUCAGAAUCUGGUCUGCCAGUUGGAUUAACUUACAAUCGCUCUGUGCAUGUUUUGGGAUGUACUCACAGCUCUGUGUUUCCAGCACCUUUGCUGCUUAUACCUGCCCCAUCUCACCAGGCCACUCCAUACAGAAGAUGCUCAAUUUAAAGUGUGAUGUGGCUUUAAAGAGAGGAGAUGGGUGAUUGAGGGAAAAGAAUAAUUCCUGAUAAGCACAGAUUACAGCUGGUUAGUCUAGGAGCUGUGCUUGGUCUUAGGUUUUCAUUUUCUCUGCUGAUUUUCUUUCCCUGUAGUUCAACACCUCAAAUCCAUCAGCAGCAUUUGUCUUGUCCUUCAGAACUAUGCAUGGUUGCCAUAUUGGCUGUUAAAACUGAGCUAGAACUAGCAGUUGAAAAAGAUUUCACCCUUUUUUGAGGUCAUAUCCUAGAUAUUCUUCUGCUUUCUUAUCCUCUAGGGUUUGGAGAACUUGGAUCACACAGCAGCAGCAAUAGUGCCUUCACCUUUCAGGGAUGCAGGUGUUUGGAUCCAGUACAGUGUGUAGAGUAAAUCCUGUUCUGUUAUCCUCCCUGUAAUUCCCUCUCUGAUCUAGAAAAUACACCUGGAGACAGGGGAAAAAAAAAAAAAAAAACGAGAAGCUGGUACUCAUAGCUCAGUGCUUCUCUAGGCUGUUUCCUCCUCAUUUUCCACACUCCUUGUGCUGGUCAGGCAUGCAGUGGAAGGUCCCAGCAAACUGCCAUGUCCAAGGUGGUGUUCCCCUGUAAAGAGAACAGAGUAGGUGCUAUAAGCUCUCACUGCCAAAAGACAGUACAAGUUGCAUAGUAUUGUGAUUAUUUCUAUGUUGGCUGUAACUGUUGCUGUUAUUUACAGUGGUGUUUGAAAAAACAGAGAAUAACUGUCUGGUGUUUGGAUGCACUAUCGCUCAAGUCCAUGGGAAUCAAUCCACAUGGAAAAGCUGACGUAUUGCUCCCUUUACUGAAGGGUUAGUCAGUUGCUGGUGAUGCACUUUAAUAUGCUCAGAUCAGCAGCUUUACAACCUGGAACCACAGAAAGGAGCUCCUGCCAGGUAGUUUCGUCCAUUUUCAGGUAGUUUCUUUUAAGGAUCUUGGACUCAGCAGGGUGCAUUGUGGCACUUCAGAACACUGUGAAUUCCCCCUUGCUCUGAUUGCUUCUAAGAACUGAAUGUUUUGCUAAAAGCAGUUUUACUGAAUUGUUCAGAUCUGGAUGUACUGAAAAGCCUGGAAUUUACAUCGAGGAAAAAAAA
Calypte anna (Anna's hummingbird) is the source of this 3926-nucleotide messenger RNA. It is a transcript of the gene MDM4, whose product is annotated as MDM4 regulator of p53. Gene Ontology annotation, molecular function: ubiquitin-protein transferase activity. Gene Ontology annotation, biological process: negative regulation of apoptotic process; protein ubiquitination; regulation of cell cycle. Gene Ontology annotation, cellular component: nucleus. The record is from RefSeq and is a predicted model, not a curated record. Bases 436 to 1854 code for a protein of 472 amino acids. NCBI's taxonomy places the organism in Eukaryota, Metazoa, Chordata, Aves, Apodiformes, Trochilidae. The transcript is spliced from 11 exons.